Molecule: messenger RNA, 959 nt
Organism: Rhinopithecus roxellana (golden snub-nosed monkey)
Lineage: Eukaryota; Metazoa; Chordata; Mammalia; Primates; Cercopithecidae
Product: translation initiation factor IF-2-like
Exons: 2
Coding region: 1-870 (289 amino acids)
Source: RefSeq, a predicted model, not a curated record
AUGCGAAUGAGCUCCCGCCCGCCGCCGCCUCCAUCCCAGCCGCCGCCGCCGCCUGUCGCCAUAACAACCGGCCCCCACCCGCCCCGCGCCGCGCCCCUCGGGUCCCCCGGGCCACCGGCCACAGAGCGGGAAGGCGCCCCGCCCUUGGCGCCCCGCAUCCGGCCGCCGCGCACCCCCGCCCGCCAGGCGCUUCCGAGCCACGCAGAGGCGCCCCCUCCCGCCGGCGACGGGAAAGCCCCGGCGCCCCCGGACUUGACUCGGUUUCCAGCUCCCCGAGGGGCUGGGGCUCUCCCGCGUGCGCCCCGCACCUGCCGGGGGCCCGCACUCGCCCUCGCCGGGGCUCCAGGGAGCACGACGGCCGCGGCCCGGCGCUCUUGGGAGGGGAGCGGGACAUCCCCGAAGGCGGCGCGCUGGAGGCGGGGAGCGGCCGGGGCGCACGGGGAGGGCGGGGAGCCCGCGGGAGGGGGAGGAGGGGGAGGAGGGGGAGGAGGCGCGAGGUGGGGGGGAGCGCGGCUGGCGGCAGGGAGGGAGCGGGAGGGAGGCAAGAAAGUAGCAGAAAGUGAGGCUGGCAGGCGGCGGCAAAGGAGCCGGCGCGCGGCGGCGGCAGGAAGUCUGUGCCCGAGAACAGCAGAAAUAAGAGCCAGGGAGGGACCGCGGCGGCGGCGGCGGCGGCGAGAGCGAAAGAGGAAACUGCAGAGGAGGAAGCUGCGCCGCAGCCCGAGCCGCCCGGCAUCCCCGCCGCCCCUGCGCCCGCGCCGCGCCCCCGGCGCCCCCUCCCCAGCGCGCCCCCGGCCGCUCCUCCGCGCCGCGCUCGUCGGCCAUGGCCCGGGAGAACGGCGAGAGCAGCUCCUCCUGGAAAAAGCAAGCUGAAGAUAUCAAGAAGAUCUUCGAGUUCAAGGAGACCCUCGGAACAUGGAGUCUUGCUCUGCCGCCCAGGCAGGAGUGCAGUGGUGUGAUCU